AUGUCGUUACCGAAACCCCCUUCGGCCUCGUCCUUGGACAGCUCAUGCUCUGUCAUUCAUGACAACAUACUGUACUCCUAUUCACCAAAUGGAUUCCUCAAGCUGCCUUUGGAGGAUAGCGCGAAAUGGACACAGCUUGACAUGGGAGUCAAGGUGACGGAUGGAACCUGCGUUGGGACGACUCCUCCCAAUGCUGCUGACGCUGCUCUCUUCAUUGUUGGAGGGACUUCGGACGAGGCUGGUUAUACUGGACUUCAAAAGUACACCUUUUCAACUGGCAACUGGACUACCAUCACGCCCUCGGUUCCCGUUACGCAGAACCGCUUGCACCAUGGAUCCACGUACAUCCCAGCUGACGAUGUGAUUCUGGUAUACGCCGGCAGUCAGGAUGGCAGCACCGGUCCUUCUUCGCAGACAUUCACCAUUCAGGCGUCCGAACCGUAUGCGGCUCUCUCGUUCCAAUCCUCCGCCGUACCGGCCGUUUCCCCUCUCGUCAUGCAGUGGUCCGCUGCUGAUGCCGCCAUGAUGAGCGGCGACGGCGUGGAUGGCAAGAUUUACUGGUUCAACCCCACUGCUGGAUGGAGAUAUUCUGGUGCGGGCGUCUUGCCGCCAAUUAAUACCGCCUCUGGCUCGGUGAAUGCAGCUCUGGUUUCGGGAGGCGAUGGGUCCAAGAACCUCUUCACGUUCGACCUGUCCAAGUCACCCAACUCCGUCACCCGUACCAUUGUGCAAGAUGCCACGGGCAACCCUCUUGCCGAUUCGGCCCCUAUAGCUGCACGUAGCCUCGAUGGCGAUGCUGCUGAGAGCAUUGAGAAGCGUGAUGCCCCGACCUUGACCAACUGGCCCGCGUACAACUCAACGCUUGCCCCGAAGGACACUCGAACAAAUUAUGCCAUGGCCCAGGCCCCUGACGGCACCGUGGUCUUUUCCGGUGGCAACGAUCAAGUCCCCCUGGCCAUCUUCAACCCCACUGACAAUGGCUGGGUCGACGCGCAGAAAGUCUUGGGCGAUGGUAAGCAAUCGAUCCAGGACCUCACGUCAACGUCGUCAUCGACCAAGACCAAGACGAGCUCCAGCUCGCGAACCAAGUCGACCACGCACUCCACCUCUACUACCCAUUCCGCCUCUACUACGCUCUCCGGCUCGACAACCUUUCCCUUCACCAGCGCUACUGCUACGCAGACGGCGGGCUUUGACCCUACAGACCUGUCUGUUCCCGCCAUCCCGACUGGUACCGGCAGCGCAAGCGAUGACUCUGGCCCCAGUACCAACGCCAUUCUCGGUAUUACACUUGGUGCCAUUGGAGGAUUCCUCGCGUUGCUCGGCCUCAUUCUCUUGCUCCUUCGUUGCCGCAGACGACAGAUGCUUCAUCCAGAAGCCGGAAAACCCAAGACUCCCCCAACUGAUGAGAAGAACACCGCAGCUUUCGCCGCACCGAGCGCGCAGAUUCGAGGCCACCAGCACACGGCGUCUUCGGAAUCGACCUCGUCGAUGGCUAUUCUUAUGGGCAGGGUGGGCCAGCACAAGCCCAAACAGCUCAGCAACGACUCCAUCAAGAGCAUGACUGCGCACAACCAGUUCAAGAGCACCAUUGGCAAGCCGGUUCUCCAGCCGCAGCAAGCCCCGAUUCUUCAGGUUCAGAAUGAAAAGGGCGACACAUUGGCCACUUCUGCUGAGCUCCGACCUCAAGAGGGUCUGGCUGGAGUGGACGAUGAAACGCGACGCAGCUCGGGUUGGAACAAGUACUGGUCAGGAGGAAGCGCGCUGCAAAUUCUAGGAUAUGGAGCUGCCCAGCCUUCUGCACAGACAACCGAGCAGCCAUCCGGCCAGGCGGCCGCUGCGCAGAGAAGCACCAUGGUAUCAGACCGAAGCUCUCAUUACUCCCAGGCGACAAACGUCCGCAACGUCAGGCAAACCCAAGACUCGGCUACCGUCCCGCCCCUCAACUUUGAGGCUCCCCCGGGGAUGAGCAGAGUUAACACUGGAAGCCCAGUGGUGUCACACUACCACGACAUCCCUUGGAAGGAAGGCAUGUCUGGCAAGAUCGAGCGACCUACGUCGACCGUCUCGGCAUUAUCAGCAACAUCGUCAGGCUAUUCCAGCGGCAUUCCCGAGAGCGUCCAGGAGUCGUGGGAUCCCACGCAUGCCGGCAAGGCGUGGGGAGUCGAUCGCGCCCCCAGCAGCGCAUACGCCCCCAGCAUAACCAGCGGACAGCCCUAUCCGCUGGGCGUGAGCAAGCAGCCUCAGCUCGCCACGGCGUCGACAUCGAAUGACAUGAGCUGGCUCAACCUUGGUGAUAACUCACGGGUAUGA
Messenger RNA from Trichoderma reesei QM6a, 2313 nucleotides. RefSeq lists its product as uncharacterized. Gene Ontology annotation, molecular function: protein binding. The record is from RefSeq and is a predicted model, not a curated record. NCBI's taxonomy places the organism in Eukaryota, Fungi, Ascomycota, Sordariomycetes, Hypocreales, Hypocreaceae. The coding region runs from base 1 to 2313 and encodes 770 amino acids. The transcript has 2 exons.